Pseudomyrmex gracilis is the source of this 1743-nucleotide messenger RNA. RefSeq names its product EP300-interacting inhibitor of differentiation 3-like (gene Nse4). The transcript has 8 exons. Gene Ontology annotation, biological process: DNA repair. Lineage: Eukaryota; Metazoa; Arthropoda; Insecta; Hymenoptera; Formicidae. The record is from RefSeq and is a predicted model, not a curated record. Gene Ontology annotation, cellular component: Smc5-Smc6 complex; nucleus. Bases 131 to 1054 code for a protein of 307 amino acids.
AUUGCUAGGGAAUACCGUCCCUUUUACUCCUAUCCCACCGCGUCCAUGAAACGCUUUAGUGACCGCGACUAUACCAAGAUGAAAGAGAAUUUUGCACACAAGAACCGUUUCUCUCGAACACCGUGUUACAAUGACUGAGAACUUAAGUGGACAUUCGAGCGAUUCCUUGAUUACGCGAUCUUCAAGGGAACGUAGGAAUUGCUUGAAACGUGCCCUGCAGCAAACGCAAGUUUUACAAGAGGUAGUCAAUGAUUCUACAGUAAAUAUACUUGACCAGGUUAUAAAUGAAGCUGAUCAUGUUGCUCAUGAAACGAGCAUACAGGAAAAAAUCUUGAAUCGAGAAGAAGUGGUUAUUGAUUCAGAAAUGAUGUGGACAUCUUCAAAAGUCUUAAAGACUUGUACUAUUUCUCUGACAAAACGGAUGCAUAAUUAUGAUUAUAUUGACUUUGCACAAAAACUGAAAAAUUGCUUAGAAGAUUUGUCAGGUGAUUCACAACCUUUGAAUUGGUCACUUUUAGAAGAACAGGUUACAAAAUUGUUCAGAAGGAUUCCCGACUACAACACAUUGUUAGGAACAUUGCAACCUUUGGAAAAGAAGAUAGUGGUUAGGAAAAAACCUGAGUCAAGGCUGUCGCAACAAACUGAAAUAAAAGUACCUAAUAAAGUAGUGCCAAACUCAAAUACCAAAGAUGAAGAUAGCGUCGAACGAAUUGUGAGAAAGAUCAGAAAAUUAAUCGCCAUUUAUUGCAAAGAAAAUCAUAAACCACUUGAUUUUUUUCAACUGGUGUUGCAUCCUCACGAUUUCGGAAGAGUCGUCAGAAAUAUAUUAUACGUAUCGUUUCUUGUGAAAGACGGAGUAGUAAAAUUGAAGAAAGAAAAUAACAACCUUGUGGUGCAACCGUGUCGUGGAAUGAAAGAAGGAAAUAUGCAAGAGAGACGAUCUAACAAAAGAACCGGUAUUCAGUCUGUUAUUUCGUUAAAUAUAAAACAGUGGAUGAUAUUGAAAGAUGCGUAUAAAAUAGAGGAGCCAAUGAUCACUUUUGAGGAUGAGUAACAAAUUGUUGAUUGACGCAUCAUCACUCAUUAAUAGGUGAGCAGAAGUUACGAGUUUUGUUGAAGUUAAAGAGUAGCACAUGAUCUCGAGAUGAUAGAACAGGACAGCGUUACGCUAAUAUCGAUUGGUCAGUUGUCAUUUUUGAAGGGUUGCUUUUGUUACACAAAUAUAGAUAUAACAAACUGUCUCUUUUGAUCUUAUGCAAUUUAAGGCUGUGUGUAUCAACAUCUCAACCAAAUACGCUUGAGCUCCUACUACGCGUAUUGUAAUAUAUUUUAAGGUUUAUAUUUUAAUAAAAACAUUUUCCCUAAUCUUCAAUUUCUUUAAAGUGCCGUACUGUGGUUUUGGUUUUUUUUUUUUUUCAUGUAUGAGCUUUUUUUCUUUUCUUUAUUAAUUAUGAAGAGUCUGUCAAUAAAAGAAACUGAUUAUUUAAUUUUUAGGUAAUUUUUGUUUUUAUCGCAUUCUUUCUAAAUUUCUAUUAAUUUUAUAUUGCUAUAUCAAGUGUGUUACGUAUUAAGAAAUGAUUUUUUUUUAUAGAGAAAACUUUUAAAAAAUGCUCGAAUGAUCGUAACUCACAUUUUAUAUAAUUUUUGUAAAAUUUAUUAGUGUCUAACAUAUAUACUGUGAGUCUGUAGUAUAUGUUCACGAUAGCAAUGAUACAAUUGCCGAUUUGGUUUACGAAAAAAAAA